AUGGAAGAUCCAGACAGUGUGUUCCCGUCCAUGGAGGAAGGUGGUUUGAAGGAAGAAGUCAAGUCUGAAGAUCCAACUGGAGCUGAAGGCAUGGAGAGCGUCCCCGUCUUCGAGGGACAAGCUGGGCCACAACAACCUGAGGCGCGCUCGCCAUUCGGCCCACUUUCUCCAAGGAGAGGUCAGACAGAACUGUCUUCUCUGUUCGUCCGACAGAGCACAACUUCACGCCGCUCUUUCUCGAGCCGCGUCUUCGGAUACUUUGGAACCCCAAGCUCGGAGAGAAAGCGAAGCAUUGAAGAUGAAGACGAUGACGAUGACGAUGACGUUGUGGCCCGUCCAAACCUUAGACGUCGAUUGUCGUCUAUCGAAGCCGACGAAGAUUAG
This is a messenger RNA of Pseudogymnoascus destructans, 384 nucleotides long. RefSeq lists its product as uncharacterized. Bases 1 to 384 code for a protein of 127 amino acids. The transcript has a single exon. The record is from RefSeq and is a predicted model, not a curated record. NCBI's taxonomy places the organism in Eukaryota, Fungi, Ascomycota, Leotiomycetes, Thelebolales, Thelebolaceae.